CGGAGCUCCCUGGUCUCGGCGGAUCCCGGUCGGAGCGUAGCUGUUCCUAGGGGAGGCGGGAGCCGAAGCGACCUGGACCUCUUCGACAGCCCGGCCUCCUGGGGCCGGCCGCGCGGCUGCAUUCGCUGCUCAGCUCGCCCUGGGCGCGAACCGGAGACAGGCAGGGAAGCGACUGGAAUUUGAAGUUCCGGGGUGGGCGGGGAAGCUUCUGUCCGUGGUGCUGAGCCGGAUCCCAGCAACCGGCUCCGGGGAGAGAGCGCGGAGCAGCUGAUCCACUGCCUCGAAUUGGGGCUCCGCUAGGGUAGCGUGGGGCCGACACCCCUCGCCCAGCCCCAAGAGCCCGCAGAGCCUCCCCAGACACGGGCGCUUGGCCCCCCCUUCAGUCAGGAAGGCGCCCCCUUGGGGCAGUUCCUCCCCAAGGGUUUCCUCGAAAGAAUCUGAGAGGGCGCAGUCCUUGACCGAGGGAAUCUCUGUGGAGCCCCGGAAGCAGCCGGCCGAAGAAGAUGCCUGCCUUCAACAGAUUGUUUCCCCUGGCUUCGCUGGUGCUCGUCUACUGGGCCAGCGUCUGCUUCCCUGUGUGUGUGGAAGUGCCCUCGGAGACGGAGGCUGUCCAGGGCAACUCCAUGAAGCUGCGCUGCAUCUCCUGCAUGAAGAGGGAAGAGGUGGAGGCCACCACGGUGGUGGAGUGGUUCUACAGGCCCGAGGGCGGCAGAGAUUUCCUUAUCUACGAGUAUCGGAAUGGCCACCAAGAAGUGGAGAGCCCUUUCCAGGGGCGCCUGCAGUGGAACGGGAGCAAGGACCUGCAGGAUGUGUCCAUCACUGUGCUCAACGUCACUCUGAAUGACUCUGGUCUCUACACCUGCAACGUGUCCCGGGAGUUUGAAUUUGAGGCACAUCGGCCCUUUGUGAAGACUACACGGCUGAUCCCCCUCCGAGUCACCGAGGAAGCUGGAGAGGACUUCACCUCUGUGGUCUCGGAAAUCAUGAUGUACAUCCUCCUGGUCUUCCUCACCUUGUGGCUACUCAUCGAGAUGAUAUAUUGCUACAGAAAGGUCUCAAAGGCUGAAGAGGCAGCUCAAGAAAACGCGUCUGACUACCUUGCCAUCCCCUCAGAGAACAAAGAGAACUCUGCGGUGCCAGUGGAGGAGUAGAAGUGGUGUGACCUGAGGUGGCCUGAACACUGAGGGACUGGAUAUCCCAGGUUCAGUGAUGUCAACAGCUUCAGGAGGGUGCCCCAGGGACUCCAUCGCAUCCCUUCAUGAAUCCAUCCUUCUAUUCGCUCAUCCAUACACCCACCCACCUCUGAGCAACCUCCCAACUUCAUCAGACUUCUCCACACCCUAAGACCUUGCCAGAACCGAGAAGCCAACGUUUCUACAUGGACUCAACCUCACUCUGUCCUAGCUUUUGAGCAAGCGGCUCCCAUGCCAACUGGAUUUCUCUCCUGUGCCCCAAAUGACUCUGUACAAGUGCUGGAGGUAGCACCUCCCUCUGCCCCUAACUGGCUGGAACUGGUUCAUUCUCCAUUGCUGCAAGAGAAUGAAUGUCUUAAUGGAAGGAAGCUGGAGUGAUUAGUUCAGGUGAAAGCAAAAGUGUCAUGAACUUGGAUUCCUUGAAGUCAGUUUUUCCAAGUUUGUGGCCCACUUAGCUAGAGCAUCAGAGUGAAGCAUGCCUCUCUAGGUACUCCAGUGAUAAAAAGAUCCUUAAGCAUGGACUAAAAUGCUCUCUGGAGCUUAGUGCUCCAGGGCUAGAUCCCGAUAGGUCUGUAAAGCCUGGAUUGGACUCAGUCUUUCCAAGAAACCAAGGAUAGACUUGGAAAAGACCAAUGGUAAUUUAAGUUCUUAAAAGUCAUGCAACAUGCUCCUGAUCCUGUUGGGAUAAUGUAUGUGUGCCCUCCCUGGAGAGCACACCACCUGAGCAUUGGGACCGAAAUUCCUAAGUUCUUCCUCUCGAAAUUUCUCUGGAUCAGUAUUAUUCCUCAUUCUACAGGAGGCAACUGAGACUCACACAGGGCUCAACUGAAUAAGAGACUUAUGACGAUAAACUGGAGCAGAGAUAAGUCUUAGGUGCUGCCCAGUUUACACUUCCCGGGAUGGAUAAUUUUGUUUUUGAUAAGACUUUGACAUUGAGCUUGGCGAUGGCCAUCCCUCUUUCACAAGCAUAGACUGGGGUGGAUUGCCCGGCUGAGCUUAACACUGAUGGAUGUAGGUAACUAGAAACUGGCCGAAAGAGGAGAAGGACAGGAGGUAGGCUUGAAGAAUUUCCUUGGUGUAGAUUUGUGAAUCUGAAAUGUCCCCCAGAAGGAGAUUGCAUCUGAGAAUGAUAUCUAAAAUAAACAAAAUGCGUUUUGGCCUGAGAUGGAUGAUAGGCAGGGAUAGGAAGACUGUUUCCAAAUACCUCACCUAUCAGUCCAUAAUGGUCAGGGUUUAUUUCCUAGAUUUUGACAGAGCAGAGAAACAGUGGAAAAAAAUUUUAGUGAAUAGCUCAUAUUUCAUUUUAAUUAAGUGACUGGUCAAAGUGUGUUACCCUUCAGCACCUGGUGACAAGAGGGGAAGGAUGUUUUCCGGGAUAUAAGAAAAUGAAAGUGGAAAUUGAUGAGAGGUGUCCCUCUGACCUGGGAGAAUUUAUAGGGAAAGAUCAUAGUCCACUGGCUUUGGGCUUCAUCUGACAAGCUCAUGUUGUCAUCUGUUCCAUCCCUGGGGAAGUACUUGAAAUAAGACCCUUAACACCUAUUAAGGAGUUUAAUUUUACUAAAGAAAAUAUUUGCAAUAAAUAAAUCCAAGACACUUCUUAUUGGUAAUUUCCCACAUAAUCCCUCUGAAAUAGGGAACAGAAUAUAGGACAUCUUUCUUUCUAGUUUAGGAAAUAGGUCUGAUUUGUUGCUGGGUUUUCCACGUGACGUGGCUGGUCGCUGCCAGGGCUAGCAAGCUACUUGCCACCAGCCCACUUUCCUCGUGUCCCAGUGGGCCGUGUCCCUCACUUGUGAUCAAGUUGUAUGCACAACUGCCAUGUUCUCUUUUUCUUUCCUUGUGAAAAACCCAAACUCAGAUGUUUCCUGAGUGAUUUUUAAUUUAGCUGAAUGGUACCUAUUAUUUAUUUAUCCUUUACAAGUUGUCAUCUCUACUCUCUUCCUUUUUCCACCUUCUCAGCUCCUCUCAUACUUGAUAAUUUCAUUGGAGCUUACAGUUUACAAAGUAUUUCCACUUCAGUGAUGUUAUUUCUUCUCCACAUCUGGUCCUGUGAGGUGGAUAUUUUUAAUAUUUAUGUUACAAAUGAAGAAACUGAGGUUCUCGAAGUGCUUUUUUUCAAUCAUAAGGUCACCUAGCUAGUUAUUAGAAAGUGAGGAUCCAGGUCUUGACUCCUAUCCCAGUUGUCUUUCCAUUUAGAUCUCAGCUGCUUCCUUUCUUUCCUUAUUAUUUUAACUUCCAUCUAAUCUCUCCCUCUCUGAUCCUGACGUUCACCCUCUUUUCUCACUCCCAGUCCCACUCUCCUGCUUCUCUACCAUUUCGCUUCUCGGUGGAUGCUAGAAAUAUGCUUUGAGAGUCCUAUUUCAGUUCUCUUUCUAGUUGAUUUGUACAUCAUUAUUUCUCCUGAAUUGCAAUUAAACUCCUUCCUGGGAGACUUGAUCAUGACUAUAAAUCUACAAGGUACUGUGAUCACCAGCCUACUUCAAAUCUUCGCCCACCUCUCUGUUUUUCUCCAUAUUCCUACAAAAGACCCAGACUAAAUGUGUAUUGCUCUGGAAGUUUUAUCUGGCAUGCUGUUGCUUAUUAAAGGGCUCAGAAAAGUUCUCAAGGGCUAUUAUCACUUUAGAAACCCCACCUGUUAUCUUGGUGCUGGAUAUUUCCCAGGACUGAUCCUCAAUAACACAAUUCACUGAAGGCCUAGCUAGGCUGGGUCUGAUUUUCCCUUCUUACCACCAUGAACUUGACUGCUCAAAUCGGUUGGCCCUGAAAGCACCUUGCCCUAUUGACCUGUACUGUCAGCUCAGUCCUGUAUCAAAGCCCCAACCCCUGCAUGGAACACUUGGACAGUCAGUGCCUGUCCCUACCCCAACUUUUAUUUUCAGUCUGUUUAAUAGCAUUAUCCUGUAGUUUCUCCAUCCCCAAACAUCCACACACCCAGACUUUCUUCUCUCAGUUUCUGGUUUCUGUUAGAUGUUAAACUAGAAAUUUUAUUAGGAAAGGAAUUUUUCAAAGCUGAAAUAUGCUGGGAAAUGUGUAGAGCAAUAAAACAGAUAGUAGCUCCCUCCUGUCUCCCCCAAACUACUAGAUCAACAAGGAAAAUAUACCCUUCUCAGAAUCGGUGAAUGCAUAUCACAUAAAUCAGAGGGGAAAAGCUGUGUAAUUGCAUCUUUGCAGGAAGAAGGAGUAGCAAGAGCUGGACAUUUCAAAAUAUAUCUUGGUUCGCCCCUCCCAGUUUAACAUGGAAAUGAACAAAUGAAAAACAAAAAAACCCCAAAACAAAACAAGCCUUCCUCUCAGCUCAUUUUGUAAAUGAAAAAGCCCUAACUUGGUGAAUUCACCUAGCCACUGCAAAUGUAUCUUAAUAGUGUUUGGUGUCUCAUCAACCUAGUCAUCCAUUCAUUCAGUCACCAUGUUCCAGCACUAGGCUAAACCCUCAGUGUGCUCCGCAGUUUUAGGAUUGAAAAAUAGCAUCAUCCGAGGCUUAUUUAAUCUCUGAAAUCUAACUUGGUAGGUAGCUCCUGUGUAGUUCAGUUCACUUCUUCCCCCUUACUUGAGUUUACAGUAGGACCCAGUAGAUAAGCCUCUCUAAGCAAGUCUGAAUUACAGACUCAGCCUCUAUCACAGGCCGGCUAAAGCUCAGAGCCAACAACGGUCUCCAUACUCCCUGCGCCCCUCUUGGCAAACGCUGCAUCUGACGGGCAGGGUGUGUGAUGGGGUGGGGGGCUGCUGAAGGACAAGAGCUUGGAGGUUUGUGAAACACCAUUGAACACAAUUAGCAAACUCUUGCAACAAAUGUAACCUUUUCCACACUGUCACCUUCAUAUUGCUUUUUCUUGAUUUCCCACAGCCAAUCUUUUUCUGAACUCUAGAAAUGUUGUUCCUGACCACCCAAGCCCUCGACAACCUAAUGCCUGUAUGUAGUGUUUUUCAGGAGACUCCCUGUUCACGUCAAUAAAGUGUCUCUAAAAACUG
Messenger RNA from Galeopterus variegatus (Sunda flying lemur), 5159 nucleotides. It is a transcript of the gene SCN3B, whose product is annotated as sodium channel, voltage-gated, type III, beta subunit. The record is from RefSeq and is a predicted model, not a curated record. Gene Ontology annotation, cellular component: voltage-gated sodium channel complex. NCBI's taxonomy places the organism in Eukaryota, Metazoa, Chordata, Mammalia, Dermoptera, Cynocephalidae. The transcript has 6 exons. Gene Ontology annotation, biological process: regulation of heart rate by cardiac conduction; ventricular cardiac muscle cell action potential; sodium ion transport. Gene Ontology annotation, molecular function: sodium channel regulator activity. The coding region runs from base 504 to 1151 and encodes 215 amino acids.